CCUCGAGAGUAGAGCAGUGCACAGACUGAACGACACUGAGCACAAGACAGUAGGGGAGUUGAUAGUCGCUAUGAUGUGGCUCGUGAUUUUCUUAGUGUGGUUGGCGAUAUGGGCCGGUGGCACAUACUGGUACCUGUUUGGGAAAAGAAGCCCGUUCUCCCUGGAGUCAGUGAGACCCCCCGGCCCUCGGGAGUUUGAUCAGAAGAAGCGUGACAAAGUCAUCAAACAAGGUUUCAGCAUCGACAAAGUGCCCCAGAACCUGGAUGCCAUUGUCAUUGGGAGUGGUAUUGGUGGGCUGACAGCUGCAGCCACUCUGGCCAAAGCGGGAAAGAAAGUUCUGGUGCUGGAACAACACGACCAAGCAGGAGGCUGCUGCCACACUUACAUAGAGAAAGGCUUUGAGUUUGAUGUUGGGCUUCACUACAUAGGUCAGGUCCAUGAGAACAGUCUGUUGCGUAUUGCCUUUGACCAGAUCUCUGAGGGUCAGCUGGAGUUUCAGGAGCUGAAACAGCACUUUGACACCAUCCAGAUUGGCCUCGGCGAUGAGAAACGAGAGUACACCAUCUUCUCUGGGAAAUAUGAAAUGAAAGCUCACCUGUUGAAGCAAUUCCCAGACGACACAGAGGCCAUCGAGACGUUCUUCAAAAUCAUGAAGAUCUCAGCUAAGAAGACUCACUACCUGGCAACCCUGAAGCUAAUCCCAAAGUGGGUUUCUUUAUUCUUGCUUAAGUCAGGCAUUGCAGACCUCGUCUCUCCAAUUUUCCGUAUCAGUGGUACAAAUGCAACAGAAUAUGUGAACACCCUGACGAGCAACAAGGAUCUCCAUGUCAUCUUUUCAUAUCUUUUCUACGGUGUGCCUCCAAGGGACUCGAGUGUUAUGAUCAAUGCCCUCCUGAUUCAUCACUACAAACGGGGGGCCUUCUACCCCAAAGGUGGAGCCAGUGAGAUCUCCUACCACAUCGUUCGCACCAUUCAGAAAUAUGGUGGAAACUGCCUGGUCAGAGCUCCCGUCACGCAGAUCCUGGUUAAUGAGAAUGGAGCUGCUUAUGGUGUGAAAGUGAAGAAAGGUCAAGAAGAACUGGAGGUUCAUGCACCUGUGGUUGUAUCAAACUGUGGCGUCUUCACCACCUUCCAGAAACUUCUUCCCCCGGAGAUUCGAGUCAAGCCAGAUAUCCAAGCGAGACUGGACAUGAUGAAACAUGGCAGAGGAUCGUUCUUGGUCUUCAGUGGCUUUGAUGGAACCGAUGAAGAAUUGGGACUCGAGUCCACCAACUUCUGGCUGUUCAAAGAUAAUGAUAUGGACAAAUCGAUGGAUGACUUCUUUGCAUUGAGUAAAGAGGAAGCACCGGACAAUAUUCCCAUGAUGUUCAUCACAAUGCCAUCUUCCAAAGACCCAGAAGCCAAACUAAGACACCCUGGCAAAUGCUGCAUGACAAUACUGACGAUGGUGAAAUAUGAAUGGUUUGAGGAAUGGAGCAACACCACAGUGCGCAAAAGGGGUGAUGAUUACUACAACUACAAAAGGAGAUUUGCUGAUAACCUCUUUGCCUGGGCCUGCACUCUAUUCCCUAAAAUCAAAGACAAGUUGGUUUUCCAAGACGUGGCAACCCCACUGAGCAACAUGCACUAUCUUGGAGCCCAGCGUGGCGCCAUGUACUCUGCUGAACACAACCUCGACCGUUUCCAAGCUGAGGCUGUGGCAAGGAACAGAAGUGACACCCCCGUCAAAAACCUCUUCAUCUCAGGCCAAGACGUGUUUAGCUGUGGGAUAGCAGGAGCUCUGCACGGUGGACUCCUCUGCGCCUCUACAGUGUUGGAUCACAUCGUCUACAUUGACUUGCUCUUCCUCAAGAAGAAGCUGAAGAAGAGGAAAGCCAAAGAGCUUGCCCAGCUGGCAAAGAAGAAGCUGCAGUGAGAGGGCUCUCUACUUCCCCUGCAGCACGUUUGUGGAACUACACAAUCUGGAUGCGAAAGGACCCUUGAUUGUUGUGGGAAGCUAAAAAGGGACACACCACCACUAAGUCCCGGAUUUAUUCAAUUUGCAUGCAUCGUAUGUAGUUAGGCCGUAAGUGCACUUUUCUGUUAGUUGCAAGGAACAGAUGUCAUAUCCUGUUUGGGCCCAAUGGGAAAAAAAUAGCACUCUAACAAAUGGCUAGUUUUCAUAUUGAAAACAUCAUCAAUAAGUAAUAUAUGCAUUUUGUUUUCAAAUAAUUUAUGCUUGAGUGCAAAAAUGCAAAUUCAUGUUUAAGGUUAAGUAGUAUAUCUUAAGAAUUGUAAGCAUGUAGUAGGUUUAUUGUUUUUUUCUAUUUGGAUCACCAAAAAGGUUAAUUUGCAUUUUCUGCUUUGCCUUCCCAAUAAAUAAACCAAUAGAAAAGACACACUCAUGUCCAUCCAAAUACCCAAAUCAUAAAACUUUUAAUGUGCUAAAACUGACUUUUUUGAUAAUCUAUACAUGUAACCAGUUCAAGAAACUUUCAUCCCUGCACAAUUUUGAAAAAUGUUAAAUUUGCUAGUUUAAUCAUUGUAAAUAUCUACCAAAUUGGCAUAUAGGUAAAAAUGGCAGUCCUAGAAAUUUGUAUUAUAAAGAAUCUUUUUGCAUGUAGAAACCUUCAUGUUUUGUGUAAAUUAUCCUUAAGUAAAAAUAAUAGCCAAAAAUAAAUUGUUUAUCUAUAAGGAGUAACUAUUAAAAUGUCUAUUAUGGGUC
Messenger RNA from Labrus bergylta (ballan wrasse), 2704 nucleotides. Its product is annotated as inactive all-trans-retinol 13,14-reductase. NCBI's taxonomy places the organism in Eukaryota, Metazoa, Chordata, Actinopteri, Labriformes, Labridae. The record is from RefSeq and is a predicted model, not a curated record. Gene Ontology annotation, molecular function: oxidoreductase activity.